AGCUCGUAAAAUUACGUACAUUCUGGAAACUGACGUCACGAAUGAGUACACGUCCACUGAAUCUAAAAAUAUCUAAAAAUGGGAGAGUAGAAGCUAUAUAUGUUGAAGUUUGUGCGUUUAUCUUCAUAUAGAAUAUUCAUUCAGUGGAAAAUUGUGGGCGCUUUACUGACUCGUUUCAUUGGCUGAACUAUGGUUGUCGCAAUCGACACAAUGGUGGAUACUGAUAUGAAAUUCGUAGACAGAGUAGACGAGAGGCUUAAUUGCCCGAUCUGUAAGAAGGUUUUCGAUGAGCCCUGGCAGACAUCGUGUGGACAUCGAUUUUGUAGCGACUGUCUGGAACGUCUUUUAGGACAAGAAAACCCAAGGUGUCCGAUAGAGGGUGAAUCAAUUUCAAGACAGCAAUCUUUUAGGGAUAAAUGCUGUGAGAGAGAAGUUCUUAAUCUUCGAUGUUUCUGCCGAUUUAAUAACAAAGGAUGCGAUUGGAAAGGGGAGCUCAGAUAUCUAAAGACACACGAAGAUAGCUGUCAGUACGGUAAUGUAAAAUGUCAAGCGUGCGGUGAAACUGUGGAGAGGAGACAGCUCACGGCGCACAGGGAGCAAGAUUGUAUCAACAGGGCAGUGGCGUGUACCUACUGUGGUGGCGAGGUUCGGCAUAGUUAUAUGAAGGAACAUUUGGAUGUGUGCCUUAAGUUUCCAAUCCAGUGCUUCUUGAACUGUGGUGAAGAGGGUAUACCAAGAGACAUGAUGGAAGAACACGUGUCCACACGUUGUCUUAAAGCUGAACAUCUAUGUCCUUUUAGUGUUCAUGGCUGUGAAUUUAAGGGCACUAAACAAAAUAUCGAUCAACACGUUACUGAAAAUAUCGAGUCUCAUCUUGAAAUAAUGAACUAUUCAAGCAAUGAAUGUAACGAGAAAUUAAAACAGAUGGAAGAGAAGAUAUAUCGUCUAGAACAAGAAAAAAGUGCUUUGGAACGUCAACUACAAAAUCAAUCAGAAGUGUUGGCAGCUGCAAGACAAAACACACAAACGCAAGAGACAAAAUUGUCCCACGUAGAAAACUCCAUCAUCGAACAAAAGAGGACAACUGAGAAAUUGCUCGCCGAUUUAAAGGUUUUUGAGGCAUCUAGAACCAAGGGAGAUGUUGUCUCGUCUCAGAUGGAAGAAAUAAUGAACACGCUGCGAGAACAAGAGAAGGAGGUGAGAAGUCUUCAGGGUGAAGUGGCCCGUUUGAAAUUAUCCCCUGCCACGCCAAAUAGUGCGAGUAACUAUUGUUCAAAAUUCGACGUGUCUCUCACUCGUGAGUCUGAACGCCGGCUGGACAGGAAUGAGCACCAGCUAGCAUUGCACGACAUUCAAUUGUCUGAUCAUGAUAUGCAGAUUCAAAUGCUGGAGGCUACAUCAUAUAAUGGCACCUACGUUUGGAAGAUCGACCGCUAUAGCCAACGCUUCCAAGAGGCUGUUACUGGAAAGACUCUAUCUAUUUACAGCCCUCCUUUCUAUGUAGGACGGUUUGGGUACAAAGUAUGUGCUCGUCUCUACCCCAAUGGAGACGGCAUUGGCAAAGGAACGCAUUUGUCAAUGUUCUUUGUUGUCAUGAGGGGUGAAUACGAUGCUUUAUUACCUUGGCCGUUUCUCCAAAAGGUUCAUUUUCGAUUGAUAGACCAGGAGAGGAUCCGGGACGCGUAUGAUGCGUUUCGCCCUGUGCCUAACAACUCAAGCUUUAAAAGACCCACAUCAGACAUGAACAUAGCAUCUGGCUGCCCGACGUUUAUUUCUCACAUGGAACUAAGGCAAGGUGGCUAUAUUCGGAACGAUACAAUGUUUAUCAAAAUAACUGUAGAUACCACUGGUCUGCAAGGAGAUAUGUGGCAGUAAAUCCUUGCCUAUUGCAACCUCUCAGGUCUUACAUAAGACCUGA
Pocillopora verrucosa is the source of this 1918-nucleotide messenger RNA. Lineage: Eukaryota; Metazoa; Cnidaria; Anthozoa; Scleractinia; Pocilloporidae. The record is from RefSeq and is a predicted model, not a curated record.